Messenger RNA from Eimeria maxima, 7044 nucleotides. RefSeq lists its product as hypothetical. The transcript is spliced from 6 exons. The record is from RefSeq and is a predicted model, not a curated record. The coding region runs from base 1 to 7044 and encodes 2347 amino acids. NCBI's taxonomy places the organism in Eukaryota, Apicomplexa, Conoidasida, Eucoccidiorida, Eimeriidae.
AUGCAACCGGCCUGCGGGGAGACCCCGCAGCUGAACGGAUUCGUGGCCUCCUGCAGUUCGUUCAGUGUUGCUACUGCAACGGACGUUGCUGCUGCAACCAACGUUUCUGCUGUCGCAGCCGCAGGAGCAGCUGCUGAUGCUAUAAGCUUUUCAACUAAGGAUAAACCAGCUGCAGCCGGUUCAUCUAAAGCAGCAGAAACGAGUCCUUUUUUGCGUGUCUCAGUGGCAGAUGCUUUCCCAGCACCUGCAGCGCUUUCUAAAGGAGCGCUUGCAGCACCCACAGCAGCAACAAAGACACCGGCCGCAGCCCAGAAUGCUUCUAAUGCUGACAGCGGAGCGGAGGCAGCCGUUCCACUAGCAGUCGGAGCAGCAACACCUGUUGGAGAUGCGGGCAAUUCACCGCUUGGGGCCUCCCCUUGGGGAUUGUCAAAGGGGGCUCUGGGACCAUUCGGAGUUUCGCCCGUUUCUUGCCCUCUGCCUUUAAGCGCAGCGGUGAUGGGAGAACCCUGGGCCCCCCCGACGAACAUGAAUAUUUGGCAUUCACCUUCGCUCUCUCCAGUAGGAGCCUUUAUGAAGUCUGGUGAGGAUUCGCCAGGGGCCCCUCCUGAGGAGGCGCUGGCCAGGCCACCCUUUGGGACCCUCACGGACCCCAGUGGAGAAAAUCAAAAAGGUCUCUCGGAAGCGGCCUUGGAGGUGCCAUCAGGAGCAGCCAGAGAUGACUUGCCUGUAUCGACUCCGUGGGGUCCCCGUGAUUCGGAUGCGGCUUCGGAAUCUACGCCCGCCACGGCCCCCAGAGGCCACCUUGAUGAGGCCCACGGAGAACGAGCUUCUGGUGGCCCUUUUGAAGCUGUGACUAAUGCAUUUCUGGAGUGGUGCAGCUCGGGGGAUUCUGCCGGGCGCCGUGGGCAUUCAGGGGGUCGCAGCGACGGCUGGGGGACCAGAAAGCAAGUCCUGGAGGGGUUAGCAGAGAGGUGCCACAGACAGCAGCUGGAGCUGCAGCAGCAACGAGAACAGAAACAGGUUUUGCUAAUGCCGGAGCAGCGCCAUCAGCAGCAAGAGGGCACUAAGCAGAAGCUGCCCCUCGUGCAGUUGCUGCAACAGAACCAAGCAAAAGCCAUACAACAACGGCCGCAAGAGCAGCAGGAGUUGCAGCAUCAGGGCGAACAGCUGCCUACGCAGCAGCAACAAACCGAACAGCAGGAGCAACGCGCACAGGAGGACCAGGACGGAAGCUACCAGCAACAGCAGCACCGGAAACGUUUCAGCAGGCGGCUUUCCCACGGUAUCCGUUGCAUGCCAUCCCUUGUUGAGGCAUUUCUGGUCCUGGGACCCCCAGCGGCGAGCCCUGUCCUGGACUGUUGCAUUGGCCGCUACUGCCAACAGCCACAAGAGCAGCAGUGCUCCUGCUGCUGUUGCCAGGUUAAGGAUCAGCAGGAAGUAUCCGCUUCGCUUGGGACCGCUGUUGCUGACGCUUCUGGUGAAGGGGCUCACGAUUGUUUUGUCUCCGACCUUACCCCUAUGGAAAAUGAGAGGGAGCAGCAGCAGCAACAACAGCAGGAGAUUCCACGGACGGGGACCAACGGGGCUGACAAUGUAGAGACCAGCAGCAGUACGAGCAGCAACAGUAGCAACAGUAGCGACCUGCUACAGCCCCAUGUUUGGUGGUGUUGCACGUGCAAGAGAGCACCGUGUUUCUUUCCCGAAGGGACCAUUCCGCCUGACAGCAGCCGCUGCAGCAGCAGCGACAGCAGCAGGAACAGAAGAAGCUGUGCCAGCUCCUUCUGUGGCUCCAGUAGGGUUUUGAGCUUGUGUAGUCAGCCCCAAAGGCGCCCAUCUGAUGCAGCUUCUGUCAUCACAGGCUCCAGCAGCUGCAGCAGCAGCAGUUACAGAAAACGGGUUGCUCCGGCACCGGCACGUAGAAGGUGCAGCAGCAGCUGCCCCAACGGCAGUAAUGAAGGCACGAGCAGCAGGAGGGUUAACAGCUGUUUAGUACCCGGCUACAACUGGAGCAACGACCCCUUGGAUGUCAGUGGCAUCAGGAGGACAAGCAGGCGCCCCAGCAGCAGCCUAGGCAGCAUCACAAACGUGAAAAGCGCACGUGUUCCUCAUUUCCAUGCAGUAAGAGCACCAACAGGAGCAGUACGAAUUUGUGCUUCACAGUUGAAAGCAGCAGAGGUGGGACGGGCCAGAAACAGCUGCGCCAGCAGCAGCAGCAGCACUAACUGCUACGGCGGCAGCAGCAGACGUAGUUACAGUGAUGGCCAUGCACGAGGCCACGAGGGAACAGGGCGUCGCAGCUCGAGCUGGCCUAUGCCUCACAGCGCAGCUUCAGUGGCUCCUUUGGCCGUGGUUGAAGCCGGUGGAACAGCAUCGGCAGCAGGCCCAGGGACAGAUGCGGCAUCAACCUGUACAGCUGCAGUGGCUCCAGCUAUGGCGGCAGAUGGAGUAAGGGCUGUUGCACCGGCUUCAAAACGCGUCAGCAAGCAGAGCAGUUACUCACCUGCUGUAAUUCGUUGCCGAGUGCGUGGCGUCUGCUCCUGUGGCGGCGGCGGCAGCAGCAGCAGCUGUUGCAAAGUAAAUUCAAGAGGACCACAGUGCUGGAAAUGGGAUUACAUCCCAAGCUUCGAUGUUGCGGCAACUCGGAAAGGCAAGCCUAAGGUCCUUACAGUGCCGCACCUGUCAGAGGCAGCGCAGUCUGCAACAGCAGACCCAGCAGCAGCAGGAACAGGCCCAGCAAGAGUGGCAGGGACGGCAGCAGUAGAUGCAGCAGAAGGACCAGUAGCAGCAGAUCCAGGAACGGAAACGGACGGUGAAGGCUCUGGUAACACUUCGUGGCUUCCGCCAGAGGUGCCCCCCGCAGCUGAACUUUUCUGUUUUCCUGAGGGAACGGCGAAGGUGCUGCCAGUGAGCAGCGGCUGUCUUUGUACCCUUCUCCAUCCACCGCCGCAGCACAAACAAAAGAAGCCAGAGGCGGUUGUUGCAACACGGCCGUGUACGUCCCCGUGGCAAUCGUACUUGCCGCGCGUCUUGACGGGGCUGCUGUCUCCCGGUGUAUGCUCACGAGCGGCAGCACAGGAAGCGCCUUCCUCCUCUGUCUUAGAGCCAGUGGCUGCAGCAUCCCCGCAAAUGCUCCCUCAGCCAGGAAGAACAUGGGCAGCCACAACACGAGCAGCAGCGCCAGCACGGGCUUCUCCAUGCAUUUGCCAGUGGGGUGGAUGUCCAUGCGCUUCUUUGCUGAGAGUGCACUCUCCCUCCUCUUCUGUUUUCGUGUUGACAGAUUUUCAGGGCCGCAGAUUGUAUGGACAUUGCCUUCGUUUUUUCGAGCUCGUGACCUUUAGGGUGCCCAACAGCCGUUGCACAAUGCUCAGCAACAGCGGUUCGGCUGCAGCAAGUGUUGCUGUAGAGGGAGACGCUAUGGCAGAUGCUGUAAUGCCAGACAGAGUACACCAACCACGCAGGAUAAGUAGGGAGGCAAGCGCUGUAGGCACAGAACCAGCAGACGGCGGCUCCGGUGAGCCUCCCCCGCUGGCUUACGUGGAGAGGGCGUUUUGCGUCUUGUCCGAGCUUCCGUUCUUCGGGGUUUUCCAUGAGUGGUUGUGGUGUACGUACACAUCGUACGCUGCUCUAUGUCAGGCCACUGCUUGCAGCGCGAGAGGCCACAUCGUACUGCAGAAGCAGCAGCAGGUGCAGCAGCGGGUUCUACUCCCCUCACCGCUGUUGUAUCUCCAGCAACAAGCCACAAGGCUGGUGGAGGAAACCCCAGCUCCGGUAGCAGCUCACAUGUGGGAGGUGUUCCCGCUGCAACAAGUUCAGAUGCGCUGCGAAACCAGCAGAAGUAGCACUGGUGAUUACAACAUGGGUGGGAGGAGCAACUACAGCAGCAGCAGCAUCAACAAGCUGCGAGUUUCUGUAUCUAUAGAGUGCACGCGCUCCCUUCACUUCGCGCUGCCGCCCCCUGGGAGUUUGCCGCUGUUGCAGCUUCCUCUAGUAAAUCUUUUGAAGAUUUUCCCCCUAGAGUUGCUUUUGCUGCUGUUUCUGCUGUUGUUGUGCGAAAAGCAAGUCGUUCUGCUCUCCGCAUCUGUGAACCGCCUUAGCCUGCUGCCUUGCGCUUUAACGGCCUUAAUGUACCCACUUCGGUACUCUCAGGUGUUCGUCCCGUUGCUUCCGGCAUCCCUUGCCCAUUUCGUAUCGAUGCCGCUUCCUUUCUGCGUCGGCUUUCUGACGCCGCCACCGCAGCAACAGCAACAAGAGAUUCCAGCCGAACCAGAACAACAAGGGAAGAGCAGCAUCAGCAGCAGUAAUAGCCACAGGAAACGAAGUGGUAUGCCGAGAGGAAGGGCAGCACCUCCCGCUGUUUACGUGUGCACUGUUCCCGAUUUUGCAGCAGUAGCCUCAACUGCAGCAGCACCAACGACAGGAACAGUCUCUAGCAGCAGGAACGGCAGCAGUAACGGCACGAACACUAUUUCCGGCAACAUGCUGUACGCCAUCAACCUGUUCUCUCAUGCUCUGGACACUUUUCCCCUCGACCUGGACAGCUGCUCUCUAUCCCUUUCUCAUGUUGCCCUUGCCACGGCAGCGGGGGACCCGAAUCAGCGCGAGUCCCUGGACCCUUUAGCAGCAGAAAUUGCAAAAGCAACAGCAGCCGAAGCCGCGUCAACAACAGCAGCGCCUGGUACUGUUGCUUGGGGAUUGCCUCCCUUGCCAGAUAUAAUGCUGAGAAAGCUUGUUGCGAGCCUGGUGCCGUUGCUGUGCAAAGACGCAGUUGCGGCAGCAGCAGCAGCAGCGGCGGCGGCAGCAAUCGUCGAUGAGAACCUGACCAACCAACAGCGGAAGAUGCUGCAGCGUCACCAACAGAAGCAGCAGAAGAAGCGGCGACAACAACAGCAGCAGCAGAUCCCCUCGUUUCUCCCCUCCAACUGGCAGCUGCUGCGCGAGAACGUAAGUGCUGCAAUUACAGAAGAAGCAGCAGCGUAUAGUGCGCGGAUUGGUACUGAUGCUACGGCUGAGUUAGGCAGUCUCAGCAACAAGACUUCCGCAGGCACAACAGUGCAACCCCAGCUAGGCACGUCCAGGGGUGAUCCUUUGGAGCUCAUGCGUACCAGCAGUAGGAACCACCAGCAACAACAGCAGCUGCUUAGCCCGCAAGGAGGUGGCCAGUGCAGCACCAGCUUUGGUCCUGCAUCCUCAGCUGGUGCCACCGGGGCAGCAGCUGCGGGCAGCAGCAGGUGCAGCAACACCAAUGCUAGUAUGCGAGGGGGGCCUAACCGUUCUCACAGUGGGGCCCUUCUGUCUGUCUUUCGCUUCUUGAACCUCUUGCCUCCUGGAAGGACAGAACAGCAGCAGCUGAACCAGCGAGAGCUACCGCACCUACCACAACCCGCCAAGCUCCAACUGCAGCAGCAGCAGCAACACAGGAGAGAUAAUUGGCUAUGGCGUCUGUGGGGACAGCGAUCUUCAGCUUCUGGAACAGACAUAACAGACGCGGCAGCGGCAGCUUCGGCAGCGGCAGCAGCUUCGGCAGCUGCAGCAGCUUCAGCAGCGGCUGCUGCUGCUGCUGCAGACACACUACAUUCGUUUCGUAGCGGUCCAGGGCAGACCGCACUUUUCCGCCAUUCGUCCGUUCCCGUCGGGGUGUAUGCUGGAGCUGCCGCUGCUGAUGGUGCCACGUGGAUGCGGGCGAAGCAAGAGCAACAGCUGAAGCAGCAACAGCAACUAGAACGAGAAGAGAAUAAGCAACGACAGCAACCAGAGGAGCAGCCACCGUUCGAGGAACCUGAACUCCUGUCGCCGCUCCUGGAUUUGUGUGUUUCACCUGCGCCAACUGCAACAACCGGAGCAGCGUCUGCGUGUGCUGUUGCUGCAUCUAAAACUGUCACUUCGGAGCAACAGCAGCCGGCAAUGCAAGAGCAGGAACAGCAGCAUAUGUCGCUGCAGGAGCCAUAUCAGCCGUCCACGAACACCAACAACCGCGGGCGGAGGGGAGUGUCACUGCUAUUUCAGAGGCAGUGCAGAAGCAGCAGCGAAAUUUUUGAACGCAACAGAACGUGGGUCAAGGCAAAGAGACCUUCUGCAGCAGCAACAGGGAGUCUUACGCCGGCACCUACGGCACCAGCAGCGGCGGCAGCAUCAGCAUUGUCGGGGGCUAGUGACAGAGAUGAGCAGUGUGGCCCAGGCAGUGCCAUUUUUUCAGCCCCAGCGACCUUCGUUGCUGCCACAGGGGGGCAGGACGGGGGUGGUACUGUUGCUACUGCAGCAACAGAACCUAGCAGCAACUUGCUGCCGGUGUGGCGCGAGUUUUCUGGGGUCUCUUUUGAGUCUUCUGAAGAGGGGGAUGCUUCAAACCUACCUACUGUCUACCCAUGCAGUCAUGAUGCAACUUCUAGCACUGUUGUUGCAGCAGCUGUUACAGUCGCUGCAUCCAGCAAUAGCAGCUUCGGGUACCAUACAAGUGAAGAGAACCAGCUCCUUUGUGAGACCCGCGGUGCAGAGGAAGGCGAGGAGACAGCAGAAGCAGCAGCAGAAGCUGUAGCAGCUGCUGCUGCUUCUCGUGUGGCUGCACUCCAACAGGCAAGCACUGUAUGCAUGCAGCCUCACAUUGAUCCGCUGGAUGCGGCCGAGAACCCUCUCGUCAUCUUGCAUGAAUGGAGCUCCACUCUGGCCAGUGACAGUUGCUGCCACCAGCAGCAGGAGGAGCUACAACGGAAGCAUAAGCAACAGAAGCAGGCAAAUGCAGUAUCAGAUGCGUUACUGCGAGAGGUGUUCCUUCGGUUCUUUGUUGACUUGCUGCGUGGCUGCACCGUUAUCACUAGAUCCCGCUAUGAUUCCCCCAUGGGGUACCAUUGCGGGGGCCCCUUCAAAGCCAAGGAGACCCCUGGCAGCGGCGGGAGGGUCCAGGAUGAAGCGCGAUCCGUAGAGUUUGCUGGAAGCUCUUCAGACAGGCAGGAAAGCAGCGGCUGCUGCCGCUUUGUAUUGCAAACCCUUCUGGGUCUUGGAAGCCGAAAGCAAUCGCCAGAGAACGAACAGCAGCAGCAGCCUCAAUAG